GAACCGGAAAAGUGAGGGAUGGGAGAGAAUUCUGGCGAAACUCGGAAGAGGGGGUGAGCUUUUGGUUCCCCGCAAGCUUGAGAUGUCCGGUGGUCUUGACUUCUUGUUUGACCUCUCCUGACGGAAUGAUGUUGACCCGGCUGAAAGCAAAAUCAGAGAGGAAGGUUGCAAAACAGAUUUGCAAAGUUGUAUUGGAUCAUUUUGAAAAGGAAUAUUCCAGAGAACUUGGAGAUGCCUGGCAUACAGUAAGGGAUAUACUAACAUCUCCAUCAUGUUGGCAAUAUGCUGUGCUUCUUAACCGAUUCAAUUAUCCUUUUGAACUGGAAAAGGAUUUACAUUUGAAGGGCUAUCACUCACUCUUUCAAGGAUCUUUACCCUACUAUCCUAAAUCAAUGAAAUGUUACCUUAGCAGAACUCCACACAGAAUGCCUUCAGAAAGACACCGAAUUGGAAACCUAAAAAAAUACUAUCUCCUGAAUGCUGCCUCUCUUCUCCCAGUACUGGCUCUGGAAUUGAGGGAUGGGGAAAAGGUUCUGGAUCUGUGUGCUGGCCCUGGAGGCAAAUCGAUAGCUCUGCUACAGUGUGCUUAUCCAGGUUAUCUUCAUUGUAAUGAACACGAUGGUCUGAGAUUGAGGUGGCUGAGGCAGACGUUAGAAUCUUUCAUCCCACAGCCUUUGGUAAAUGUAAUUAAAGUGUCUGAAUUGGAUGGCAGAGAAAUGGGAGAUGCCCAGCCUGAAACGUUUGACAAGGUGUUAGUUGAUGCUCCGUGUUCAAAUGAUCGAAGUUGGUUGUUCUCUUCUGAUUCUCAGAAUGCAGCCUGUAGGAUAAGCCAAAGGAGGAAUUUGCCUGUUCUACAGAUAGAACUCUUAAGGUCUGCAAUUAAGGCCUUACGUCCUGGAGGGCUACUUGUGUAUUCUACUUGUACACUUUCCAAGGCAGAAAAUCAAGAUGUGAUCAGUGAAGUUUUAAACUCCUACAGUAACAUCAUGCCUGUGGACAUUAAGGAAAUGGCAAGGACUUGCUCCCAAGACUUCACAUUUGCUCCCACUGGCCAGGAAUGUGGGCUAUUGGUGAUUCCAGAUAAGGGCAAAGCCUGGGGCCCAAUGUAUGUAGCCAAAUUGAAAAAAUCAUGGACUACUUGAAAUUGGUGAUGUGCAUUUUGUGAACCAUUAAAUCGAUAACAUGUCAAUGUAUUAUUAUAUUUAUUUAACAUGUAGGCUCUCUACGUGUUAACAUUUAAAUAAAAUGGAGUCACUUUC
Molecule: messenger RNA, 1259 nt
Organism: Balaenoptera ricei (Rice's whale)
Lineage: Eukaryota; Metazoa; Chordata; Mammalia; Artiodactyla; Balaenopteridae
Gene: NSUN3
Product: NOP2/Sun RNA methyltransferase 3
Exons: 6
Coding region: 126-1142 (338 amino acids)
Biological process (GO): rRNA methylation
Cellular component (GO): mitochondrial large ribosomal subunit
Molecular function (GO): methyltransferase activity
Source: RefSeq, a predicted model, not a curated record